Messenger RNA from Trematomus bernacchii (emerald rockcod), 2131 nucleotides. It is a transcript of the gene rassf11, whose product is annotated as Ras association domain family member 11. The coding region runs from base 94 to 1518 and encodes 474 amino acids. The transcript has 3 exons. NCBI's taxonomy places the organism in Eukaryota, Metazoa, Chordata, Actinopteri, Perciformes, Nototheniidae. Gene Ontology annotation, biological process: signal transduction. The record is from RefSeq and is a predicted model, not a curated record.
UUAAUUGUUCCGGAGUUCCUCCCAACCAGAACACCCUCCCAGAGCAGAGCAGUCUGAGCCUCAGUACGACAGACAGGACAGAAGACAGGCACAAUGGAGGUGAAGGUGUUCGUGGACGGUAUUCCCCGUGUGGUUUGUGGCGUAACAGAGGAAACGACAUGUCAAGAAGUCGUUAUAGCAUUGGCUCAAGCCCUUGGUCAACCAGGGCGCUACACAUUACAGGAGAAAUUUAAAGACUUUGAGCGGAGCAUGGCACCCAAUGAAUGCCUACUGGAGACUCUUGAGAAAUACGGCCAGCAGGCAAGGGACGUCCGACUCACACUGCUUCACAACGGACCCUUGGUCUUGGACGAAAUGAGCAGGACAAAAGUUGGCAGAUACCAGCCUUGCCCACCAUUGAGAAGGAAAGAUGCAGGCACCAGAAUGCGGCGGGGAAGCGGUUUACUGAGUUUGCAUCGUCAAAGUUUGCCACCAAGUUUGAGACAAGAGGCUGAGCAGCAGAAAGAGGAUGUGAAACGGCCAAAAAGAAAGUCUCUGACGCUCAUGGAGGAAGCCUGGGAAUGGCUGGAGAGUCUGGGUAAAGGCAAGGUCUAUAGUACCGCAUGUGAUAAGGACAGCAGUAAGAAGACCGAUAAAAGGAAUUGUACCUCUUUGGGUGUUUCUCUCACUGUGGACGAUGGUAACUCAGGUAGAAGAAGUAGAAGCAAAGUCAGAGGUCAGAAAAGUGUGAAGUCAGACUUGGAUCAUCAAACGUCCUGCUGCAUGGGAAGCCAGACGAGGGGUAAAGUAAGUAAACGAGCAGAGAAGACUGAAGUGGCAACAUCUGAUCAAGUAGCCAGCUCGAAAUCUGCUACAAGUGAAGAUGAGAAAAACAGUCUAAGAGAAACCAUAAUAUAUCAACUGAGCUGUUUGCAGGAUUUGCAGGACCAGAUUGCACGCAUAGACAAACAGAUUUUGGAGCUUGAGGAAAAACAACGGGCUGAAAAAGACGAGCAGGAAGCCCAGGAGAGAAUGGUUGAAGAGGAGGAAGAGCAGAUCAAGUUUUGGGAGAAUGAGUUAAAGGCAGAGGAAGGUUUCGAGAAAGAUUUGCAAAGCCAGUUCCUUGAGAUGAGAGCAAAUGCUGUUAGGUGCAAGGCCAAACUGGAGGAGUACAAGCACAAAAUGCAGGGGCUUGAAUUCUUUGCCACUCCAAACAGUGAUGAAGGGGUUUCAGAGAGCAUUUCGGAAAACGUUGAAAAUGCUGCCACGGAGAAUUCAGCCGUUUCAACUAAGGACCAACAAUCUGAUCAAGAUGGGGAUGUAAAUAUUAACAGGAAGUUCCUGCCCAGUGAGGACUUGAACCCUCCUCACGCUCUAGUUCCUCCCGGGCAGAUAAAGGAGCGACGGCCCACCGGGCCCACAGAACUGAGGGAGUGGUGGACACGCUGGUCUCAAGCCCAAGGCCCUCAACCACAGACUAGAAAGAAGGUGAUUCACCGCUCUGAGCUUACCAUAUAUCUGGGCAGUACCAAGGUUUAGAAUCAUAUUGACAAAUGUCCCAAAUAUUAAGACUUUAGGAGAAUACAUAUUGGGAAUGCCUUCCUGUGUGGUCAUUUCAAUCAUCCCAAUGCAAGAUGCUGAUCCUUCUGGUUCAACAUGUAUUCGGCAUUUUGUAAAUGUGCAACUCUGAACUCCUAAGCGAGUGAACAAGGGUUUUUACAGGAAGUACUUCCAUAACAAAACCCAAAAAGAAAAAUCUUAAGCUACUUUUGUGUACAGUACAAUAAACAUACACUAACAAAAUACUUAUCUUAAAUUUGAAAUUCAAAACUACUUCUGUAAGGAGGAUUUUGUGAAUCGAACAUGAGACCAUGCAUAUUUGUGAAUAAUAUUGUACUCUACUUAAAUAUAGGGAAAUAAAGAACUUUCUUUUUUUCCAGCUUUCAUGCGAGCACUUUGUGGAUGCCGUCCACAAUUUGAGGAACGAUUAACUUUGUAAACUAAACUGUUGUGACACUGAAUCUUCUUUCUGAGGAAACGGAUCAUUUUAUCUGUUGUGAAUAUGCACAUUUUGUCAUCUGCUGAAUACCAUUAAUUGUUUUACUGUGGAGAACCCAUCUUGUCUUUAUGUAAUAAACCAUUAGCUAAUCUC